This is a messenger RNA of Seminavis robusta, 1377 nucleotides long. The record is from the annotation of a GenBank genome assembly. NCBI's taxonomy places the organism in Eukaryota, Bacillariophyta, Bacillariophyceae, Naviculales, Naviculaceae.
AGGAAAGUGAUAAAGAAGCACGUCUGAACGGAUCUUUCGCUCGGAAGACUUCGUUCGAUGCAGCAACAAACUUGACAAAACUCGAUUUGUUCCUCAGUCGCCAUCUUUGGCAUCUGGGGUGAAGUCGAUCUGAUCAUUCCUUCAAAAACCCGACUAACAAAACCACUGCCAGCCUCUAGCACAAGAGCGGCCAGCGAUUGACUUCCUGUCUCUCGUGUGCAUAAGUGUUUGCCCGACAAGGAAAAGACAGAAAGAGCGAAAGGGUGAAGGAGCUGGCGAUCGCAAAAACCCCUUGGGAUCCCUUUCCUCACUUCGUGACAACAGAAGACCCAACCCAACCUACCCUCCGUGUUGGUUUGUUUGGCGGGAGUGAACACAUCAAAAGCUCUAUCAAUGGAGAACUCCACGACGACGCAGCUGUGUGCUUUGGAGGCGUAUCUCCCACCCUCUUUUCUCGUCAACGUGCUCGCAUUCUUGGAUGUGGCGUCUCGAUUCCGAUUUGCUGCCUCUUCUCGCGCCUUUCGUGAGAUUGUCUUUGGACCCGAACAGCAAGAACGCGGCAUUGACGAUUCGGUCAAGUCCAUCUGGGCAUACAUGGAUUUUUCUACCUGCACGCAGCGUGAUCGAGACCGACUGACGGAUUAUGAAUUACGACUCAUUCUCAAGCGAGUGAAUGCCCUUGAAUUCACCAAGGGAUUAUUCCUCGAAGCAUGCGUCAAUUUGACGGGCAUUGGCUUGGCGGGGUUGCACGGUUCCAAUGUUUUGGAGGAAAUUACGAUGGUUUCCCGGAAUCUCAACGUGUCCAAGGAGUUUCUGGAUCGCAUAUUCCGCCCCAUGGCGGCUCGGAAGCUCUGCUAUAUCAAUAUCCAAUCCAUGUACGCCAAUGGAACCAUGAAUUGGAAAAUGGACAGUCGACGCCAGUUGGAACCUUGCCGAAGAUGCGGUAUUUGGAAAUACGAUUGCGCCCUGUCGCCUUGCUACAAAUGUGGCACACACCUUUGUCACUCCUGCAGUUCCCCCACCACUAGAUUCAACAAGUGUGCACUUUGUGCGGCCAUGAUGGUGUGCCUCCCUUGCUAUGAUCGAUACCACCGAAGGGGCACUAGUAUUGUUUUGCACCGAUUUUGCAAGCCCUGCAAAACCAACUUGGAAGCUGGCGUUUGGACGAAGAACCGCUCAAACCAACUUGGAGGUGGCUGACGUUUGGGAAGAACCGCUCCAUCCGACCUGGACGAAAAUGUUGGGGACGAGGAUGUUGGGUGGGCUUGAUAAAUUUAUAUAAACCUGAUGUUGUUACAUGUGGGAUGUAUUGAUGCAGGAACUGGUUGGAGGAGGAGAAAUAAAUGGCACACGGGAAAGACUGUUGUCGGAGCGGAA